CAUGAGGACGGACUGAGUGGAGCGGCGGCGGCGGCUCGCUGCAGCUGCAGGACGGCAGAUGGCACCGCUGCGCCGUUCCUGCGGACCGCUCUUGGCUCGGAGACGCGUCCACGUUGUUCACACUGUCUGCUUUCGCUCCACUUCCCCUCUUCAGCGUCCCACCCUCACUCUCUGCCUCUCCAGCUUCCAGUGUGCACCUAUCCGUCUCCCACAAGCAUCAGCUGCCUCUUCCAUCAGUCUCCGCGCUCCUACGGCGCACAGAAAUAAACCAGCAAGGCGAUGGGAACUCUGCGCCCGGAACGAGCGGUCUCCGCGGCCGCCGCGAGCCUCUGCAUUUUCCUGCUGACCGCCGCGGCGGUGUGGACGGCGCUGCCCGGAGCCGUGCAGGGGGACAGCGGGUCUUUGAGCCGGCGCGGCGGUAGCGGGGAGGAUCGGACGUUUGACGCGGGCGGCGGCGGUGGCGGGGUGCCGCGCGCCAGGAGAGCCGCGUCCUGGGAUAAACGGAUGUCCCUGCUCAGCAGCUCGUUUGUGCUGAAAGGAGAUGCGACGCACAACCAGGCGAUGGUCCACUGGACGGGAGAGAACAGCAGCGUCAUCCUGAUCCUGACCAAGUAUUACCAUGCCGACUCAACCAAGGUGUUGGAGAGUUCGUUGUGGAGGUCCACUGAUUAUGGGACGACCUACACCAAACUCAACCUGAUUCCAGGGACAACCAUCGUGGUGACCAGUUUCUACAUCUGUCCAACCAACAAGAAGAAGGUGGUCCUGGUGGGCUCGUCCAUCAACGAACGAGACCAGAUGCUCUUCAUCAGCACAGACGAGGGCUCCUCAUUCCAACGGCAGGCAGUCGUCUUCACACCAGAGACCGUCAUCUUCCAUCCAAAGGAGGAAGACAAGCUGCUGGCAUACUGCAAGGACGGACGGCUCUUCGCUUCAACCGAUCUGGGCCGCAAGUGGACUUUACUCCAAGAGAGGGUGACCAAGGACAGAAUCUUCUGGUCUGUAUCUGGUGUGGAUUUGGAUCCUGAUCUGGUGCACAUGGAAAUGCAAGAUUCAAGUGGAGGCCACCUCUACGUUACCUGCCUCAUCCAGAACUGCUCGGACAAAAUGCUGACCGCCCAGUUUCUGGGUAGAAUCGAUCACAAUUCGCUGCUGGUGCAAGAUGACUACAUAUUUGUAAAGGUCACAACAGGUAAUCGCACCAAGCACUACGUGUCGUAUCGGCGCAAUGAGUUCGUCCAGAUGAGGUUUCCCAAGUAUGCCCUGCCGAAGGACGUUCAGAUAGUGAGCACAGACGAGAGCCAGGUGUUCCUGGCCCUCCAGGAGUGGUACCAGUCCGACACGUACAACCUGUACCAGUCGGACUCGCAGGGCGUCUACUACUCCCUGAUCCUGGAGAACGUCCGCAGCACCAAGCAGCCGGAGGAGAGUGUCCUCAUCGACAUCCUGGAGGUGCGUGGGGUGAAAGGCGUAUUCCUUGCCAAUCAGAAAAUUGACGGAAAAGUGACGACUCUCAUCACCUUCAACAAGGGGCGGACCUGGGAGCCCCUGACCCCGCCCGCCACAGACAUGAACGGCAAACCAGUCAGCUGCAAAGUACCGGAUUGCCGCCUCCACCUCCACCUGCGCUGGGCCGACAAUCCCUACGUCUCUGGCACCGUCCACACUAAAGACUCGGCUCCGGGCCUCAUCAUGGGUGCUGGUAACCUUGGCUCCAAACUCGUAGAGUAUAAGGAGGAGAUGUACAUCACUUCAGACUGUGGGAAGACAUGGAGACAGGUGUUUGAGGAGGAGCAUCACAUCCUGUACCUGGACCACGGUGGAGUCAUUGUUGCCAUCAAGGACACGUCUAUUCCCCUCAAGAUACUCAAGUUCAGCAUUGAUGAAGGCAGAACCUGGAACGUUCACAACUUCACCAGCACGUCUGUGUUCGUGGACGGACUCCUGAGCGAACCAGGAGACGAAACUCUGGUCAUGACUGUGUUUGGCCACAUCAGCUACAGGUCGGACUGGGAGCUGGUCAAAGUGGACUUCAGGCAGUCGUUCCCCCGUCAGUGCACCGAGUCGGAUUACGAGUCCUGGCAGCUCACAGACCUGCAGGGGGAAAAGUGCAUUAUGGGACGAGAGCGGACCUUCAGGAAGCGGAAGGACAGCGCGUUCUGCGUGAAAGGAAAGAGCUACACGUCGGCUCUCACCGCCACGCCCUGCCAGUGCACCGACAACGACUUCAUCUGUGAUUACGGCUUUGAGCGCUCCUACAUGGAGGGCGAUCGAUGCUUCCCAGACUUCUGGUUCGAUCCCGAAUCUCCCCCAGAGAGCUGCCACCUGGGACAAAACUACCAGUCGAGCACUGGCUACAGGAAGGUGAUAUCAAACUCUUGCGAGGGAGGCCUCGACAAGCAGCAGAGUGCCAAACAGCACAGCUGCCCUCUGCUGCCCCCUAAAGGGCUGAAGGUCGACAUUAAAGGCCAGAUGCUGGCCGUGGCCCCUGGCGAUGACAUCACGUUCAUCGUCCACCAGGAGCAGGGCGACACGAGCAGCACCAGGUAUCAGGUGGACCUCGGCGACGGCGUUCGAACCAUUUACCAGAACCUGACGGUGACUGACGAGCCCAUCCAGCACCGCUAUGAACAGCCCGGCGUUUACAAGGUGACAGUGAAGGCAGAGAACAUGGCGGGACACGACGAGGCCACCAUGUACAUCCAGGUCACAGAGCCUCUGCAGGAAGUUCACCUGGAAGCGGUUCCCCUCGCCAGGAGAAACGGUGAAGUCAACCUGACGGCCGUAGUUCUUCCCACUACAGCCAACCUGACCGUCUUCUACUGGUGGCUCGGCGACGGCCCUACGCCCAAACUGACCCUCCAGAACAGCCUUUUGACCCGUUUCCCCGAGAGCGGAGAGGUUUCUGUCACCGUCCAGGCGUCCAACGGCCGAUCCAUGGUGCAGGACACAAAGAUCGUCAGAGUCUAUGACAACUUCCAAGUCAUCCCGCUGAGCUUCAGCAGGAACCUGGACCGUUUCAACCCCAACAUCCCGGAGUGGAGGGACGACGUCGGCCAGGUGGUCACCAAGCUCCUGGCCAAGACCACAGGCGUACCUCAGGACUCUCUGGUUACCGUGGUGAACCCAGGCCUCCCCACGACGGCCGACCUGUACGUGUUGCCGCUGGACUCCAAACCAGCCAAGGGCAGCAUAUUGGUAGAUAAGCGUAUCCCAGCGGUCGUUCAAGCGGUCAGCGACAAGAACGUGAGCUUCAUGGUCCGAGGAGGUCUGCGGGUGUUGGUGAUGUUGGCCGACCCGAACGCAGGCUACCACGGAGCAGCCGGAGGGCCAGGCGUUUGGGCACUGGCUGUUAUAUUCCUAAUAAGCGUCAUUGGCACCGGCUCGUUCAUUCUGUACAAGUUUAAAAGGAAGCUCCCUGGCAACCGCAACAUCUACGCCCAGAUGCACAACGAGAAGGAGCAGGAGAUGACCAGCCCCGUCAGCCACAGCGAGGACACGCAGCACAUCAUCCAGGGCGAGGAGUUCAUCGACGACGACCUGGACUCGCAGACUCUAGCCAGGCCACUAACUCCAGCAGCUAACACACACCAAGGCAACCACUCAGGUGUGAUCCUGAGCAUCAACUCCAGAGAAUUACAUGGUUACCUGAGCAGCUGAUGGCUGACGGGGCAUCGCUGACGGGCUAGCCCAGCCUAGCCGAGCCAGCUAACAAGCACAGGGACUCUGACUUCCUUUUCCUCCCUCCCUCGCCUCUCUCUCUAUCUCUCUCUCUCUCUUUUUUUCAUCCACGUUGGGAACUUCAGAUCUACCCAGCAGCCUCUUCAAACCCAACUUUUUGGUGAUCUGUUUGAAUUUCUUUGUAUUCCACGUCCCUUUCUUCUCCUUUUCAAUUCAUCUCAACUCUGAAGACGUGUUUGAGGUUCAUGUGUUGAUUUGUGUCAGUGCUUCAAAAGUAGCACAACUUCCCUUCCUGGUUUUAUCUGAUAAGAUGGUUGAUCAGUGCAGGCCAGCAGCGACUGAAAUCAGGCCUCGCAAAAGUAUUACUACCAGCUAAACCUUUAUAAUUAGUAUUUGUCAUGUUGCAGCUAUGAACUUCAGUGUGUUGGGCGUUUAUGGCACAAAGUAGCGUAAAUCCUCUUGACUACCGUGAAAAAGAGUUGGGGGUUUUUUGUACUUUCCAAAUUGUGUGGAAAUUUGAACUACGGGUAGCCGCAAGGAUAUUUGUAAAGUAGAAAGAAAUUAUACAUGACUUUUCUUUUUUUUUUUAAAGAUAAAACAAAUCGAUUAUUUGUAAAACCACAUUUCUCUACAAGAUUUCAUGGAGAACAUCUGUGAAAAGAAAUCGUUACUUAAAUCGUUACUUCGACUAGGCCACUCUAACGUGGUCUGGGUUACUGUGAAUUUGAAGAAGCCUCUGAUUGAAGACAAAUUUUUUUUACAUACAUUCUUGGAACUUAACGCAUGAAAGGCUGGUGUGCGUUUCUGUAAACCGUUCCGCUGUAGCUCCUGUGGUAUGAAGAAUGUUUUUCCUCCAGGCUGUUUUCAAAGCCCAAGAUUUUUUUUUGUCACAGUUUUUAUCUGCUCCGGUUUUCCCCUUUGCAGCGUCCCCCACAGCAUGAUGCUGCCAACACUAUGUUUCCUGCUGGUGCGAUCAGAGCGAUGGCUUGCAGUGAUUUUUCGUGUAUGCCAAAAAGCUCAACUCAGGUUUUCCUGUGAUUUAUUUUGUUCAAACCAAGCACAGAAUUUGGAUAAAAAUUGUCCACAAAAUAUUUUAACAUGAUAUCAACACGAUUUGUGUUGACUUUUCCUCAAAAAACAAAAAAUAAAUAGAAAAUAACAAAUCAAAUCAAAAAUAUUUUUUGUGGUAGAGCUGAAAAACAGUGGUGCAAAAAUAAAGUGAAAUUUCAAUAGAAAAUCUGAAACCAAAAUAAUAAUCUUACACCUCAACCUAACAACCAUGAAUCGUUUUCCUUCUACUUUACAUUAUGCAACAAUUUAAGUUGCUGUAUUAAUAACACAUUGAACUUUGUGGUUGCAAUGUGCCCAAAUAUAGAGCUUUGAAGGAGUACAAAUACUUUUCCGAGGCACUGAGUGGUUCUGUUAGAGCGUUAAAUGUCGGCCAUGCUGGGGUCGUGAUGUUAAAUGAAAGAUGAGCUUUUACUCCUUUAUUUACCUUUCAUCUCCCCCAAAGUUAGCACUCCUCUCUUUUUACAAGGCAAUAAUAAUCUCAAUGGAAUGUACAGUAUAAUAAAACCCUUGUGAACUUGCAUAUGAAGGGAAUAAGCAUGCAAACACAAGAGGGCGGUGUUGCACUUUCUUGGAAUUUCCACUCACAGGUACUUCUCACCUCCUUGGGACUGCGCCAUUAUGUCCACAUAGCUUUGAUCUUUUUUUUUUUUCGUUAUCCUACGUCACCAUUGUUCCGGAUCCUUGUUUAAAAUCGUAUGAAUAUCGAUGUGCGGUGUUUCAAAUGAGUAUCAGCUCUCGUGUGUCCCAUGGUGCCUAAGACGGCAGACUUCGAUCUGCUCUGUGACAUUUCUCUGUUAUCAUGUUAUUUGUGUUUUAAGUCUCCCGCGGUCUCAGGAGGAGCGCGUUCAAACAGCGGGGUGGGAGCGGCGAGAGGUUCCCGAAACCACACACACACACACACACACACACACACACACACACACACACACACACACACACACACACACACACACACGCACACGCGCGCGCGCACACACACACACACACAAACUCGUAAAAAGGUCGCGCGCGGAGUCGCCACACAGGGUAAAAAGCUCGCGGCUUCUUAAUCUGCCCCAUUUCUGACCGCGGGAGGGUUAAAAAAAAAAAAAAGAAGAAGAAGAAGAAAUAAAGAAUGGCCCUUUCUGCUCCUCCUCCUCACACGUUGUGGGUCGGAGCGGACUCUUUCCCCUGGAGACGAAGGUCGCCGACAUGAGGAGAAAGGGGGCAUGUCGACGUGUUCUGUAUCAGCCUAUAUUAGGCGUAGCCCACGGGGAAAUCUUGUCUCUUUAAAGGUUUGCUUUUGUUGUUUGUAAAUGUGUAAAUAUGAAUAGCGAUUUCCACUUUGUACAUAUUCCCAUCAACGUGUGUGUUUGUGUUUUACACGACUACCAAAAUAAAUCUUUUUUUAUUAUUAUUAUUAUUAUUAUUUUCCUUUCUCUUUCUGGAUCGAUUCGCCAAUUUCUUUCCUAACGACGAUAUAUAUAUACAAAAAGUUUCCGGUUUCAUUAUCAUCGCUUGCUUUCCUUGUAUUCAUUUCAAUAUGACUGUGUUUUCCGAUCUGGAAUAUUUCACACUUGUCGCUAACUGGAAGUAAGACUGUCAUCUCCAAAAGAUGCUGACAGCUACUGUAUACAGUAAUUAUUAUGUAUAUGGAUAUUUUUGAUACACAAGUUCAUUUUCUUUUCCUGAUGACUCUGUGCGACUGAUUGCACUAACUGGUUUACGAAGUACGACGCAGUCCGAUGAAAACCUUAAAUCUGAAGGCCUUUGCAGACCAAUAACUAGCAGCAGCUGCGUUUCCACUGGCCAUAAAAUUGCGCAAGUUUAUAUUAUUAAAAUAAAUUUGCUUAAUGGAAACGCGACAAUUUAGAGAAAGAAAAACAAAACGUUUUUCGCUAGAUAAAGUUAGGAUGUUAGGAUGAGGUGACCUUUUGACCAAACUAUGAAAAAUAUUGCAUUUCGCAAAACUGCAACGGAAACAUUUUUCUUCCCCAUCACGAGUCAUGUGAUCAACAACCGGAAGUUACAGCUAAUGGAAAAGACGAAGUGGUAGAAGAAUGAUGGCACAGAAUGUUUUUUUUUUUAAUGAAUAAACUUAAUUGAUUUUAAUUGUAUUCUUAUUUAACGGAAACACCAAAAUUGUGUUUUUUUUUCCCCGUUAUUUUUGUAUUUUUUUUUUUAGACACUAGCUAACAUUAGCUCUUGCGCACACCUGUUAUGGAAACGCAGCUACUGCUGCCACGACCACUCUUGGGGUUUAUCACGUAUUGAAUACGGCACAUUACAUUCGCUUGUUUACACCUUAAAUCAUCUUUUGUACAUAUUCUGCUCAUGUUCCAGUUAGUUUUCGUAGUGAGGUGUCGUCAUUGUAUCAAUGUUCCUUUAAGCAGGAAGGGGGAACGUGAGGGGUUGUGAUAUUCCACUGUAUUAGUCCAGUGAGUUUCACGGGUGAUGACACUGACGUUGUGAUUUGUGCCACGCUGCUUUUUCUUUGGUUGCGUUUUCUAUUCGCUGGUUUGUUUGAUCUCUUCGUUUGUGUGCUGUCUCUUCAGGAAGCGUAAUGCACUGAACCUGCAUCCUGAAAUAAAUCACUCCCAUAACUUGUA
Molecule: messenger RNA, 7340 nt
Organism: Poecilia reticulata (guppy)
Lineage: Eukaryota; Metazoa; Chordata; Actinopteri; Cyprinodontiformes; Poeciliidae
Source: RefSeq, a predicted model, not a curated record